AUGCCGUGGGGUCCAAACCGCCGGGAUGGGGAUUCCGAUGGGGAUAACCCGCCGUGGCAGGUGGCCCUGUGGGCCGCCGCGUACGCGCUGGUGGUGGCCGUGGCCGUGGUGGGCAACGCGGUGGUGAUGUGGAUCAUCCUGGCGCACAAGCGCAUGCGCACAGUCACCAACUACUUCCUGGUGAACCUGGCCUUCGCCGAGGCCUCCAUGGCCGCCUUCAACACGGUGGUGAACUUCACCUACGCCGUGCACAACGAGUGGUACUACGGGCUGCUCUACUGCAAGUUCCACAACUUCUUCCCCAUCGCCGCCGUCUUCGCCAGCAUCUACUCCAUGACGGCCAUCGCCCUGGACAGGUACAUGGCCAUCAUCCACCCGCUGCGGCCCCGGCUCUCGGCCACCGCCACCAAGGUGGUCAUCGGCAUCAUCUGGCUCCUGGCCUUCCUGCUGGCCUUUCCCCAGGGCUACUACUCGGUGACGGAGGAGCUGCCGGGCCGCCUCGUGUGCCUGGUGGAGUGGCCGGAACACGACACCAACGUCUACGGAAAAACGUACCACUUCUGCAUGACCAUCCUCAUCUACGUCCUGCCGCUGCUGGUCAUCGGCUGCGCCUACACCGUGGUUGGCAUCACCCUGUGGGCCAGCGAGAUUCCCGGCGACUCCUCCGACCGCUACCACGAGCAAGUGUCGGCCAAGAGGAAGGUGGUGAAGAUGAUGAUCAUCGUGGUGUGCACCUUCGCCGUGUGCUGGCUGCCCUACCACGUCUACUUCACCCUGCAGUACUUCAACCCCGAGUGGUACCUGCAGAGGUUCAUCCAGCAGGUCUACCUGGCCAUCAUGUGGCUGGCCAUGAGCUCCACCAUGUACAACCCCAUCAUCUACUGCUGCCUCAACGACAGGUUCCGCGUGGGCUUCCAGCACGCGUUCCGCUGGUGCCCCUUGGUGCGGGCCGGCGCCUACGAGGGCCUGGAGCUGCGGGCCGCGCGCUACCUCGACUCCAAGACCGUCUCCGAGAGCCUCAGCUUCUACUCCAACACGCUCAGCUAG
Molecule: messenger RNA, 1047 nt
Organism: Tinamus guttatus (white-throated tinamou)
Lineage: Eukaryota; Metazoa; Chordata; Aves; Tinamiformes; Tinamidae
Source: RefSeq, a predicted model, not a curated record